AUGAGCGAUCAGACUAUUGAAGUGGGCACCAAGCGAGAUCAUCCGGAAGAAUCGCCCUUUGACCAUCUGAACAUUAGUGAUGACAGUAUACUGAAAUCCGCCACCGAUCGUCACAAGUGUUUGCGCUGUCAAAAGACUGUCAAGUACUUUUGCUACCGUUGUUUCGACGUCGUGGGCAUGGAUCGCUCCAGUGUGCCUUUUCUAAAGUUGCCCGUUCACUUGGAUGUCGUCAAGCACGAGCAAGAACUGGACGGCAAAUCUACGGCCAUCCAUGCCCGAGUGAUCGCCAACGAGGAUGUCGAUAUUUACAACUGGCAAUCCAUGCCCAAAUUAGAAAAUCCUGAACGCACCCUUCUACUAUUCCCCGGUCCCGACGCCAAAACCCUCAAAGAUAUUCCUCGCGACUCGUUUGACCGUGUCAUUGUGAUUGACGGGACAUGGAAACAAGCCAACAAAAUUGCUCGAGAAACUCCCGGCCUUCAAUCCCUGCAAAAGGUCACCAUCAGCCCUCGUGAAACUCAUUUUUGGCGAUAUCAACAAUUAAGCGAGCAUCACUUGGCGACCAUCGAAGCCAUUUACUAUUUUUAUCGAGAAUAUGCCGAAGCCUAUGAAACGACCACGGCUUAUGAUGGCCGGUACGAUAACUUGUUAUUCUAUUACCGCUUCUUUUACAAACUGAUCCAAGACCAUUAUCGAACCAAUUCCUCCAAACGGUUCACCCAUCGGCACGGCAAGAAAGAUUACAUCAAGUACGAUAAACCGAUUGCCGAUUCCCAUGGCAAAGAUCACGAAACAACAGCAGGCACAAACAACAAACAGGAACCGUCCCCAUCACAACCAGCAUCCUCAUCAGAGCAGAAUAAAUCAUGA
This is a messenger RNA of Radiomyces spectabilis, 870 nucleotides long. Its product is annotated as DTW domain-containing protein. The coding region runs from base 1 to 870 and encodes 289 amino acids. The record is from RefSeq and is a predicted model, not a curated record. NCBI's taxonomy places the organism in Eukaryota, Fungi, Mucoromycota, Mucoromycetes, Mucorales, Radiomycetaceae. The transcript is spliced from 2 exons.